This is a messenger RNA of Choloepus didactylus (southern two-toed sloth), 2180 nucleotides long. It is a transcript of the gene BIN2, whose product is annotated as bridging integrator 2. Lineage: Eukaryota; Metazoa; Chordata; Mammalia; Pilosa; Megalonychidae. Gene Ontology annotation, cellular component: phagocytic cup; cytoplasm; plasma membrane. Gene Ontology annotation, biological process: plasma membrane tubulation; phagocytosis, engulfment; podosome assembly. Gene Ontology annotation, molecular function: protein binding; phospholipid binding. The transcript is spliced from 12 exons. The record is from RefSeq and is a predicted model, not a curated record. Bases 64 to 1680 code for a protein of 538 amino acids.
GCACUUCCUCCUCAGGGGCCUCUAGAAAACCACAGGGCAGCCCGUCCCCCGGGAGCCGGCAGGAUGGCCGAGGGCAGGGCGGGCGGCGCUGCCGGCCUCUUCGCCAAGCAGGUGCAGAAGAAGUUCAGCAGGGCCCAGGAGAAGGUACUACAGAAGUUGGGGAAAACUGUGGAAACCAAAGAUGAACGGUUUGAACAAAGUGCUAACAACUUCUGCCAGCAACAGGCAGAAGGCCACAAGCUAUACAAGGACCUGAAGAACUUCCUCAGUGCAGUAAAAGUGAUGCAUGAAAGUUCAAAGAGAGUGUCAGAAACCCUCCAGGAGAUCUACAGCCCUGAGUGGGACGGUCAUGAAGAACUGAAGGCCAUUAUAGGGAGUAAUGAUCUCCUUUGGGAAGACUAUGAAGAGAAACUGGCUGACCAGGCUGUGAGAACCAUGGAAAACUAUAUAGCCCAGUUUAGUGAGAUUAAGGAGAGAAUCGCCAAGCGUGGCCGGAAACUCGUGGACUAUGACAGUGCCCGACACCACCUAGAGGCGGUGCAGAAUGCCAAGAAGAAAGAUGAAGCCAAGAUUACCAAGGCAGAGGAAGAGUUCAGCAAAGCCCAGAUUGUGUUUGAAGAUCUGAAUCAGGAACUACUGGAGGAGCUGCCUAUUCUUUACAACAGUCGUAUUGGCUGUUAUGUGACCAUCUUCCAAAACUUUUCCAAUUUGAGGGAUGUUUUCUACAGGGAGAUGAGCAAGCUGAACCACAAUCUUUAUGAAGUGAUGAGCAAACUGGAGAAGCAACAUUCCAACAAAGUCUUUGUGGUGAAGGGACUAUCAAGCAGCAGCAGGCGCUCUUUAGUCAUCUCUUCCCCAGUUCGAACAUCUGCUGUCUCCAGCCCUCUCACCUCACCUACCAGUCCCUCCACACUCUCUUUGAAGAGUGAUAGGGAAUCCAAUUCAGCAACUGAAGGAGAGUUGGCACCUGAUCCAGCUCAGGGAGAAGAGAACUCUGAGAUCAAAAAAGAGGAAGAAAUAGAGAGGGAAGAGGCCGAAACAAGCUCCUCUGAGGAAGAAGAACCUCUACCAGUCUGCAAUGGCCCAACUGAAGCCCAGCCCUCUCCCACCCUUGAGGAUGGCGAGUCCCAGGAGGAAGUUUUCUCUUGCUCCCCGGCUCCAUCACCAGGCAGUAGUACUCUGAUCCCCUCAGAGCAGCCUUCAUCAUCUCUCCCAGAAGUAGUCCUCCGAACCCGCACCCCAAGUGAAGGAUCUGAACCAACAAAGAAGAGAGCCUCUAUCCCAAGGACCUCAGUGCCCCCUAGUAGGCCUCCUCCGCCCAGAGCUACUCCCAGCCCUAGGCCCUCCUCAGGGAACAUACCCUCCAGCCUUGUAGCCUCUGAAGGGGGUUCACCCACAAGCCCCAGGGCCUUCUCGGAGGCUGAAUCUUCCAGUCCUAGGGCCUCCUUAGAGGCCUCUCCUGAUCCAGAGCCACCAGAGAAGCCAGUAAGAACUCCUGAGGACAAAGAAAAGGAAAGCAUCCAUAAUGUGAACCCAGAAGAACUUUAUACUUCCCCUACUGUGAUGAUUUGUGAGAGCCAAGGCCCUCAGCUUCAAGUCUCUGCUGUUCCAGGAGAGAGUAGCCUCAUAGCAUCAGAGCCACAAGAAGAGGUAUCUUCAAGUGAAAAUGAACAAUUCUGAAGAGAAAAUGCCAAGAUGCGCCACCCCACCCCACCCCAUGCCGCCUUCCCAGACAAGCUCCUUAACCAGGCCUUUGAGGGUAGAGGGUAGCCAGAGGUUGAAAGUCAGAGGGACAUUGGAUCCAGCAUUUAUUUCUAGGAUCUCAGACCAAAAGAAUGUUGCUGGUACUCACUAAAGACCCAGCAUUACUGGAGGCUGGGGAACAGCCUUAUGGUGGGGGGUGGGCAGCAGCUUGGGAGAAGAGAAUGUUAAGACUCAAAGAAUAUUUAAUUCAUGUUUUUAGAAAUGUUAGAGUAAUAAGACUUUUAUAUAGAUAUUAAAAUUGGGGUUAUAAUGACUAUAAAAACUAGAAGCAUCUGUAGACACAGACACUUGUUCACACAGAGACACAUUCAGAGGAUGGUGAAAAAAUCUGUCUUUGAUUUACCAACUCUUUUUGCAAGACUUAAAAGCCAAAGGAAAAGAUUUUCAGAUUGCUAAAUAAAGUAUGAUUCUCAUUA